UCAUGUCCUGAUGAAUGAACAUACUAAGAGCUCAAAAUUUUUAUUUAUGGCUAAAAGUAAGGUUCUUGUCGUCGGCGGCACCGGCUACAUCGGAAAGCGGCUGGCGGCGGCGAGCCUGGCCGCCGGCCACCCUACUUACAUUCUUCUCCGGCGAGAGAUCGGGCUCGACAUGGACAAGUUGCAAAUUCUGUUUGAGCUAAAGCGUCGCGGCGCGCAUCUGAUUGAAGGGUCAUUUUCCGAUCAUCAGAGUUUGGUGGACGCCGUGAAGCAAGUCGACGUUGUGAUUUCCGCUAUGUCGGGAGUUCACUUCCGGAGCCAUAAUUUGAUGAUGCAGCUCAAGUUGGUCGACGCUAUUAAAGAAGCCGGAAAUGUAAAGCGAUUCUUACCAUCGGAGUUUGGCUCCGAUCCGGCGAGAAUGCUUCAUUCACUAGAGCCGGGAAGAGUGACCUUCGACGAGAAGAUGACGGUGAGGAAAGCCAUCGAAGAAGCUCAAAUCCCUUACACUUACAUCUCCGCCAACUGCUUCGCCGGCUACUUCGUCGGAAACCUUUCUCAAAUGGAAACCCUGCUUCCUCCCAAGGAUAAGCUCUUCAUCUACGGCGACGGCAAUGCCAAAGUUGUGUUCAUGGACGAAGAUGACGUCGCGAAGUACACAAUCAAGACAAUCGACGACCCUCGUGCGGCGAACAAGACAGUGUAUCUCCGGCCACCGGAGAACAUUCUGAGCCAACGGGAGUUGGUCGGAAUAUGGGAGAGGUUGACAGGGAAGCCAUUGGAGAAGAUCACCAUUUCUGAAGAGGAUUUUCUAGCUCGUCUUGAAGGGGCGCCAUAUGCUGUUCAAGUUGGGAUCGGCCAUUUCUACCACAUAUUCUACGAGGGAUGUCUGACGAACUUUGAGGUCGGAGACGACGAGGAAGCUUCCAAGCUUUAUCCGGAAGUGGAUUACAUUCGAAUGGAUGAUUAUUUGAAACGCUACCUGUAAUUGUUCAAUUUGUAGGGCAUUUCUAUAUGCAUCUGAUUUAUUAAAAUUGUCGCAAAAAUAGAUAUAUUCCACAAUAAUUUCAACUGCGACAAGAUGACAUUUUUCUAGCAGUGAACUUUGGAACACACUCAUGUGUAUUCAUUUCAAUAAAUUGAAUUUGUCAAAUGGGAUUUAAUUCGCUC
Messenger RNA from Andrographis paniculata, 1164 nucleotides. RefSeq names its product isoflavone reductase homolog. NCBI's taxonomy places the organism in Eukaryota, Viridiplantae, Streptophyta, Magnoliopsida, Lamiales, Acanthaceae. The transcript has 4 exons. Gene Ontology annotation, molecular function: oxidoreductase activity. Bases 11 to 982 code for a protein of 323 amino acids. The record is from RefSeq and is a predicted model, not a curated record.